Messenger RNA from Gossypium raimondii (Peruvian cotton), 663 nucleotides. RefSeq names its product zinc finger protein SHOOT GRAVITROPISM 5. The coding region runs from base 41 to 520 and encodes 159 amino acids. The transcript has a single exon. Gene Ontology annotation, biological process: gravitropism. Gene Ontology annotation, cellular component: nucleus. The record is from RefSeq and is a predicted model, not a curated record. NCBI's taxonomy places the organism in Eukaryota, Viridiplantae, Streptophyta, Magnoliopsida, Malvales, Malvaceae.
CUACUUACAAGUUACAACUCUACUUAAAAGCUCCUUAUCUAUGGAAGAGCAAGACGAAAAAGAGCUGCAAUUACUCCCCACUUCUCUCACCAUUGCUUCACCAUCCCCUACGUUAUCUCAUUCUUCAUCGCUAACAUACCGGUCGACGACGAUGAUGAGCGAUCAAUUCGUAGGGCCGUCAUCAUCACUUGACUUGCAGCUAUCAAUCAGUCUGAAGCCAGUCCAUCAACAUCCAUCAAACCGUAACGAUUUCGAUCGCGUUGAGUCAUUGAAACAACGGACGGCGGAGCAAAUCCGGUUGGCGGCCAUCGAGAAGGCUUACGCGGAGCGAGUUCGGGAGCUCACAAAGAGGGAAAUGGAGAUGGCUCGGUCCGAUUUCGCGAGAGCUAAACAUGUUUGGAAAAGAGCAAGGGAAGAUGUUGAAAAAGCUGAGAAAAUGAAGGAAAGAGCAACGUUGCAGAUAGAUUCUACGUGCAUGGAGAUCACUUGCCAAUCUUGUAGGCAAAGGUUCAAGCCUUAAUCAUAUGUUACUUUUGAAUGUGUAUGUACGUUGAAUGUAUCCGAGUUUUAUUUCGUACUCAAAUCUAUUUUUUAACUCAUUUGGAUGAUUUUGUUUAGGGAUGAGAAAAAUUUUCCCAGGAAAUAAUGAUUCGGUAUUAUUAA